AUGGGACAGGUGCCUGAACCGAUGUGGGGCCCAUGUGAAGAAAUAGCGUCAGAGUCCAAGGUUCCUCAGCUCGACUCGCCUAUUGAGGAUUAUGAGCAAUGGGCUGAGUCACUUCUAGCUGCCAGAGAGAAAGUCACGAGAACGCUGCACACCUCAGAGGAUGUCCCGGCAGUCGACAACCACCUUCUCCACCUCUGGGAAGCCAGGAGAGGCCUCACCAGAAGGUGGAAAAAGCAAAAACACAAUCGCAAGCUUAAAAUCAAGAUCGCUGAAAUUACACGACAAGCGGAGGAAUACGCGUGGACCUUAGCCAAAAACAACUGGCUAAUCAAGUGCGACUCAUUAAGAGGCGGGCUUGGCGUCAAGUCUACGUGGAGCCUCCUGCGAUGCCUCAUCGAACCCAGCAAGACGAGCGGAGAGCAGCAGCGGAACCUCAAGAGAGCCCUCCACGGCUAUGAGGGUACGGAUGAACAGCUGGUGGCAGCCCUGACGAGCAAAUACCUCUGUACGACCAAAGAUGACGAGCCUGUGUUGCAGUAUGAAGGCAAAGAUAAUCCAGAGCUCGACAGAGACUUCGAAGUAGAAGAAAUACAGGCGGCGUUACUAACCAUGAGAAGAGGUACGACGCCAGGAGAGGACAAAGUUACAGUCGGCUUGCUCGCCAACAUGAACAAGAAGAUGCUAGGCCAGCUGACGGAUUAUAUCAAUGAGUGCUGGAGAGCUGGCAAGCUGCCCCUGGCGUGGAAAUCAGCAGACGUCAGCUUUAUCCCUAAGCCGGGCAAAGAGGUAAAUAUUAACAACCUCCGUCCGAUUUCGCUCACGUCAUGUGCCGGCAAGCUGAUGGAGAAAGCAGUGCAUGCCAGACUUUCAGCGUAUUUGGAGGAAAAUGAUUACAUGCCCCACACCAUGUUUGGCUUCAGGGAGCGCCUAUCCACGCAAGACGUACUGCUGCAGCUCAAGAUGGAAGUUAUUGACCCACCCAACAAACGCAGUAGCAGAGCCAUCUUAGCCCUAGAUCUCAAGGGCGCUUUCGAUAAUGUGAAGCACUCAAAGAUCCUGGAGAACCUGCGGAAGACACAGUGUGGAAGAAGGACUUUUGAAUACAUCAGAGACUUCCUACUAGACAGACAGGCUCAUUCAUCACGGCUGCCGAUGGCGAUAAAGCAGCAGCAGCAGCAGCAGCAGCAGCAGCAGCAGCAGCAGCAGCAGCGCUACCACCUCCACCGAUUUCCUGAAACUCUGCUGCAUUUCCUUGAAAAAGCGAGCGCUGUGUCUGCAUGA
Molecule: messenger RNA, 1281 nt
Organism: Dermacentor albipictus
Lineage: Eukaryota; Metazoa; Arthropoda; Arachnida; Ixodida; Ixodidae
Source: RefSeq, a predicted model, not a curated record